AUGGCCGCCUCCACCAUGUCCGUCUGCUCUGACGCUUGCACCAACUCCUCCUGGCAGGUGGAUGACUGCCCAGAGAGCUGCUGUGUCCCCAGCUGCUGCCACUGCUGCCAACCUAGCUGCUGCCAGUCCAGCUGCUGUGUCCCCAGCUGCUGUGCCCCAGCCUCCUGCCUGACCCUCAUCUGCACCCCAGUGAGCUGUGGGUCCAACCCCUGCUGCCAAUCUGCCUGCAGCAGCUGCUGCACACCCUCAUGCUGCCAGCAGUCUAGUUGUCAGCCCUCAUGCUGCACCUCCUCACCUUGUUGUGUGACCCUUUGCUGCAAGCCUGUCUGCUGCACACCCAUCUGCUCUGGAUCCUCCUGCUGCCAGCAGUCUAGCUGCCAGCCCUCAUGCUGUCAAUCCUCCUGCUGUGUGCCUGUCUGCUGCAAGCCCUGCUCCAGCGUGUCCCUGCUCUGCCGCCCUGUGUGCAGACCCACCUGCUGUGUGCCCAGCUCCUCCUGCUGUGCCUCCUCCUGCCAGCCCAGCUGCUGCAAGCCCUGCUCCAGCGUGUCCCUGCUCUGCCGCCCUGCCUGUUCCCACCAGGCCUGCUGUGGCCUCUCCUCAGGCCAGAAGUCCAGCUGCUGA
This is a messenger RNA of Myodes glareolus (Bank vole), 621 nucleotides long. NCBI's taxonomy places the organism in Eukaryota, Metazoa, Chordata, Mammalia, Rodentia, Cricetidae. The record is from RefSeq and is a predicted model, not a curated record.